AUGAGGGUGUCGUUUUUGAUGUACCAUCAGUCCAAGCAGGACCGUUAACGAGUUCUUAUACUUACCAUUCCCCGCUACCCUCAGCUUUGGAACUUAACAAGAGAGAACCUUGCGUUUUAGGUGUAGACGAAGCUGGAAGAGGUCCCGUUCUUGGUCCGAUGGUUUAUGGUAUUUGUUUUUGCCCACUUUCUAAGUAUGACCAAGUGUCUAAGUUGGGUUUCGUUGACUCGAAAACUCUGAAAGAAAGUCAUCGAGAGUCCCAUUUUCAAUUAAUUCAAUCAAAUCUGGAGAAUAUUGCAUGGAGUGUGCGUGUAUUAUCACCUCAAGAUAUUUCAUGGAAUAUGCUAAAAAUAAAUAAGUAUAAUCUGAAUGCUCAGGCGCAUGAUACCACAAUCCAAUUGAUUCAGCAGGUAUUAGCUCAGGGAGUCAAUGUGACUAAGAUAUAUAUCGAUACGGUAGGGCCUCCUGAGUCAUAUAAAACAAAACUUUCAAACAUAUUUCCUGGAAUAGAUAUAACGGUAGAGAAAAAAGCAGAUAGUAAAUUUCCUAUUGUGAGCGCUGCAAGUAUCUGCGCUAAAGUCACGCGCGAUCAAGUCUUGAAGCACUGGACAUUUGUUGAAAAAGGAUUAAAAUCAUCAAAAAUAUUUGGCUCCGGAUACCCGUCAGAUCCAAACACAAUGUACUGGUUAAAAAAUAAUAUGGAUCCCGUAUUCGGAUUUCCACAAGUCAUGCGCUUCAGUUGGUCAACUUGUGAUAACUUACUAAAGAAAUUGGCGGCUCCCGUAAUAUGGCCUGAAGAAGCACCUCAAGGAUCUAUAACUCAACUUUUUGAACAAGAAGAAAAUAAACAGGAAAAACCUCAAUCAAAAUUGUUUAUGGAAAUGGGAUUAAAAUGCGUGUCGGAUUUUUAA
Molecule: messenger RNA, 911 nt
Organism: Cetraspora pellucida
Lineage: Eukaryota; Fungi; Glomeromycota; Glomeromycetes; Diversisporales; Gigasporaceae
Source: the annotation of a GenBank genome assembly